AUGCGUGAGAGUGUGAUCCAGACGCAGGGAGACAGGACGUGCCUCUCUGUGACCCAACACUGCCAGAGCUGCAACCACCUCAGGACAUGGGCAAGCAACGUGUCUGCUGUCCAGACACACAGAGGAAAUGGGGAGGAGCCACAGAACACCCAGGUGGGUAUUUAAGGAUUAACAGUUGAUAUUGUGAAAUAACUAACUUCAGUUAUUUGUAUUCUGUGGUAUCUCUGUGGUAUCUCCCAAGUGGCGCAGUGGUCUAAGGCACUGCAUCGCAGUGCUAGCUGUGCCACUAGAGAUCCUGGUUCUAAUCCAGGCUCUGUCGUAGCUGGCCGUGACCGGUAGACCCAUGGGGUGGCGCACAAUUGGCCCAGCGUCGUCCAGGGUAGGGGAGGGAAUGGCCAGCAGGGAUGUAGCUCAGUUGGUAGAGCAUGGCGUUUGCAACGCCAGGGUUGUGGGUUCGAUUCCCACGGGGGGCCAGUAUGAAAAAAUAAAAAAUAAAAAAUGAAUGCACUCACUAACUGUAAGUCGCUCUGGAUAAGAGCGUCUGCUAAAUGACAAAAAAAUGUAAAAAAAUAAAUAAAUAAAAAAUCUCUAGUUAUUUUUUUUAUACAGAACUGUCACUCCAAUAAUACUGGUGUUUUCUUUCGCUAAGGUGGCUGACAUGCAGGUGGCCCUGCCGUCUGAGGACACAGAUGGGGCCCUGCCGUCUGAGGACACAGAUGGGGCCCUGGAGCUGACUGGCUCUUUGCAGAUGGAGGUGACUGUAGACCAGCCACCAAGACCAGGGGGAAGUGGUACGUCCUUGGUGAGGGAGAAGAAGGAGGGGAACAAAGGAGCAGAGGAGAGCAUGAAAGUAACUGAGGUGGUGUUGGACAGUGAGACGGACAGUGCACAAAGCCAGGAGGAGAAUGACCUGGUGUUGGACAGUGAGACGGACAGUGCACAAAGCCAGGAGGAGAAUGGCCUGUCCUCACAGGAGAAUGAGGGAGGAGAGGAGAGAAAGGGAAAGUCCCUAGGAGGUAAACAACAGGAGAAUGGUGCUGAGCAGCAGGCCUCUAUUGAGGUGACAAUAUACUCUAUAGAGCCUGAGGACUCUGAAAGCCAAACCUCUCAGAUAGACAGAGAAGGAGAGAAGAAGCAGGUGGCUGCAGAUGUGUGUGAGGGGGAGGGUGGUGAGUGUGAGAUGGAGGGUGAAGAGACAGAUGAGGAAGAGGGACAGAGAGAGAAUGACUCUGAAUUUGACCCAGAGGAGGAGGAGAAGGAAGAGGGACUGAUAGAGAGUGACUCUGACUUUGACCCAGAAGAGAAGAAACCAACGGGUAGUAGGUUGAGAGGCAGGGGGAGAGGCAGGGGGAGAGGGGGGAGCGGAGGAGGAGGAGGAGGAGGAAGGCAAUUGCAGCAGCCUACAGGAGAGAGUGGUUUGGACGUGUCUGCUGAAGACUCUGAUGGAUCAUCUUCAUCAUCACCCCAGAGAGACCAGCAGGACCAGGAGUCGUUCAGCGGUGCCGCUGGAGAACUGGGCUCUGGAAACGUUGCCAGCAUCCGGCAGAAAUUCAAAUACUCAAAAAAACAUAAUAUGGUCCUCUGUCCUGAAUGUGGCGUCCUGUACACCACCAGGCUGAAACACCAUAAGUGUGAACACAAGUUCGUGGUCCGCUGUCCAGACUGUGGGCAGGGUUGUGCGAGUGAACUCGGCCUCAAGCAGCACCGGAGGCUACACCGUCAGGACCUUAAGUUUCCCUGUAAGUUCUGCCUCCAAUCCUUCAGGACGCGGCCGGACAAGCUGACCCACGAGAAGACCCACAGAUUCAAAAGAUUAAAAGGUCACAGAUGCUACAGCUGCUCAGAGUGCCCACUGAAGUUUGACAACAUCCUCAUACGGAAUCGCCAUCUCAGAGAGCAUGAGUCCAAGAGACACAUCUGCCACACAUGUUACAAGGAAUUCGCCAAAGGUCACCUCCUGGAGAGGCAUGAGCUGUCCCACAGUGACGACAAGCCCUUCAAGUGCCAGGUCUGGAGGGAGGGGCAGGGUUUCAAUUACAUGCAACUGAAGUGUCUGUUUCAAUUACUUAUUUUGAAGAGGGCUAUUUACUAUAAACAAGAAGCUUCACAUUUUUAUUUAAACCAGAAUUAUUGUAUUUACAUGGUCCAUGUUGCUCUUUCCUGGGUGCCAGGUGUGCCAGCGUGCCUUUGCCCAGCUCAGCCAGCUGAAGUCCCACCUGCGUGUCCACACUGGGGAGAGGCCCUUCCAAUGCCAGCGCUGCGACAAGAGCUUCAACCACAACGUCAGCCUCAAGAACCACGUCACACGCUACCACAGCCAAGACUCAGGGCUGGACCCUGAUGAAGGACCAGGAGUUGGGGAGAGGGGGGAGACAGAUGGCAGGACUGUGCAGGAGGGAGGGGAGGUGGGGCAGAGGAAGCCUUGGCAUCAGGUAGAGAUAACCUUCUGGACUGAGUGGGAGAUGUGGGCUGGAGGAGAGGGAGCAAAGAGAGUGGAGGAGAAACAGAGGAAGAGGAAGCGCCAGUGCAAUGAUGAUCCUGAGGAGGAGGAGGAGGAGGAAGAGGAGGAGAGGCAGCGAGAGAGUGACCCAGAGGAGGAGAAGAUGAUGGGGAGUAGUAAAGGGAGAGGAAGAGGAGGGGGGAGAGGAAGAGGAGGUAGUCACUAG
Molecule: messenger RNA, 2666 nt
Organism: Coregonus sp. 'balchen'
Lineage: Eukaryota; Metazoa; Chordata; Actinopteri; Salmoniformes; Salmonidae
Source: the annotation of a GenBank genome assembly